CAGCUGUCGUUGGUCGUUGUUACCAAUUGUCACCAAGAAAAUAUAACCUUAAGCGGUAAAAACAAGUAAUUUUCCCUUUAAUUACAGGAAAAUCAAGUUUUACAAACAAUACGUUCAGUGCAAGACAUGGCUGAAGAUGACGGUGAUAUCGAAUUCCUAGAUGAGGAUGCAGAAAUAGUUCAACAAUGUGUUCAUACUGUUGAAGACCCACCGCCUCUCAAAGCUCCAAUUCCAUUUCUUGUAGAACGAAGUCCCGUUGAUAAACCAAGAAAAAAGCGGAAAAUGGAGGAAGAUUCUGAUUACGAACCCUCAAAAGACAUUCCAUCGAAAUACAAGAAGCGUAAAACCCCUAAACUACCUCGUACAAUGAAAUCUCAAAAGUACGAGCAUUUCGCACAAUCUACUCCGCUUAAAUAUAAAGUUAAAGAAUAUGGACCUAGAAAGGUUAGAAAAUCACAAAUAAAGACUGAAGAAAUACCUAGAAGCCAGUUAGACAUUCGUAUUCCUGAUUACGACGAUCCACUGUGUAUGCCAGUGCGUGCAGUAAAAAAGGACGACGGUGAUACGACAAAGUUGAAAAUAUGGAACAAUUUAUGUUUAGAACACUUUAAGAAGAGCGACAAUUCGCUAAGAGCUGAUAACGGAGAGACGGUGUCAUCCAAACGAACUAUAGUGCUAAAGAAUAUGUUCAAUAAGUUUACAGGUAGACAAGAAACUAGUAUGUGGACUAAAACAAUGGCAACAAGCAAUAAAGGAGUUGUCAAAUCAGAUAUAGUACAAUCAGUGCUACCGAAAUACAGGGAGAAGAAAAUACUUAAUUAUAACUUAAUUGAGACAAAAAGAAAAAAAUCAUUCCAUCAUGUGGACGAAGUUAUACUAACUAAAGAAGAACAGAAGGAUGGAGAACAGUUGGUGGUUUACAAACCAAGGGAAACAAUCUCGUUGGUUUAUAAAAUGUUUGAGAAGCCUGAGAAGUCCGAGGGUGGGAAGGAGGAGGAGGAACAGAAGAAAUACCUGAAGGAGGUGGCGAGCUGCAGAGUGUGUGCACCUUGCUACCAGGUGUCGUGGCGAGGCCCGCAGAAUGAGAACAAGAAUGUAAGAUGUCAGAUCUGUUCGUCCGUGUGCGGCAGCGUGCAGGCCUUGCUGGCCCAUCUGAAGACUCACUCCGCACUUGACAGACACAAGUACAGGAGACUCGUCUCCAAAGCACUUGCCAAGGUUAGUGAUCGCACUGCAAUACUCUUAAUGUCUUAUUAAUAUUAUAAACUAGUU
This is a messenger RNA of Papilio polytes (common Mormon), 1272 nucleotides long. RefSeq lists its product as uncharacterized. The record is from RefSeq and is a predicted model, not a curated record. NCBI's taxonomy places the organism in Eukaryota, Metazoa, Arthropoda, Insecta, Lepidoptera, Papilionidae. The coding region runs from base 127 to 1257 and encodes 376 amino acids. The transcript is spliced from 4 exons.